Messenger RNA from Anopheles merus, 8170 nucleotides. RefSeq names its product zinc finger protein ush (gene ush). The record is from RefSeq and is a predicted model, not a curated record. The transcript is spliced from 3 exons. Gene Ontology annotation, molecular function: RNA polymerase II-specific DNA-binding transcription factor binding. Gene Ontology annotation, cellular component: nucleus. Gene Ontology annotation, biological process: positive regulation of transcription by RNA polymerase II; negative regulation of transcription by RNA polymerase II; cell differentiation. NCBI's taxonomy places the organism in Eukaryota, Metazoa, Arthropoda, Insecta, Diptera, Culicidae. The coding region runs from base 776 to 7276 and encodes 2166 amino acids.
GGCUGAACCAGCGGCCCAAGCAGCAGCAUGGCCGAACUAGGGAAGCGGUGUGCAACGUUUUUCAGUUUGGUUUCACUCUCCCAGAGAGCCGCACCUGCAUUCCGGCGAGAAGAGUUUCAGUGGUAAAAGUGUUGAGUUUCAGGAAAAAGGUGCUCACGUGAAACAACAUAGUGAAAACAAGCAAAUUAAAAAUUUCUCUUUGAAAAAAGAUGCACUUGCACCACGUGUUAAGCCGUCGUCACACCGGUAAAUCGAAUUCGCGCAAAUCAAUUUAUUUAUCCUGCUGUGUGCGUAAGUGGGCAUGUGCCAUGUUUGUGUUGAAGUGAAUAAAAGUAAAAAUAAAAUCAGCUCAAUAAAAAUACAACCUGUGCUCGGUCUGUUAGUUCGGCCCGUGUUGAUGUUUUGCCGUACCGAGCAGCGCCAGCUACGGGCACCAUCAACAAUCGAACGUGCGGACGCGACCAGACAACAAAACGGAGCACAGCAAAAUCAUCACACCCUUUUAUCCGCCAUGUGCAAGCAACAAUAAAGGAAGGAAGAAGCAAAAAAUAUAACACAAAAUAAAACCAAAACAGGCGCAACGCGUAAACUCCAGCAGUAGCAGCAGCAGCAGCAGCGCGAGCAUGCGGUACAGCAUAAAGAUCGUCGUCGUCGCCGUUAUAAAAACCGUGCGGGCGAUGUGAAAUAUUAUUCCCCGAGCCCAAUUCGUGUUUUGGCAGCUUGGCUUUUUUCCCCCCUUUGUGAGCUCAGGAGUAAACAAUUCGUUCGACAACGAAUGCAACUCGGCAUGACAAUCGAAUGCAGCGCAAUUAUGGCAACCGGUGCGGCGAACAAGCUACAAAGCAUCAUUGAAAAGAAACGUGCAGUGGUACCUUGCAACACACCUCAAGCAAUAUCGCCUAAAAAGAAGGAAACUAUUUUUCUGUCAAUGCACGAAGCAAACCCCUUGGAGAUAUCGAUAGACGAAGAGUUUAAGAUGACUGUACUCAGACGUGACGCGUCUCCAGCAGUUGAUGAACUCGUACAGACUGUGUCUACAGGACCAAGGGUUAAGGCACAGCAGUGCGCUUUUUCAUCAAGACACUCUUCCGAAAUGGGUGGUUAUAUAGCAGAACCAAACAGCAAUGUAAGUUGUACAGGCCUUACAACUGAAGCAAAAUUGUACGAUAAUGAUUUCCAGAAUAAUAUCUUUAUUACUGAUUCAAUCGUAAACGACGCAAAUUGCUUGGGUUUACAUAACAAUAUUCAUACUACUUCAAAAGUACCAGCAGAGAGCACUUCUGUACCGAGCAAUAUUGAUAAUGCUCCAAAGGUAUCAACAACAACCCACCCAAGCACUGAUGCAACAAACGAUUCUUAUGUCGGUAUUGGUUCAUUUAAUGUAAAGAACUCAGACUGCACUAGGGUAGAAUCGAAUACUGAUUCGUACAUUCAAACUUCACCAUGUUAUCCAACUGAUAUUGCAGUGGUGCGCCAGCAACCGACCAAUGUAUUAAACAAUUAUUCAGCAUAUGCUAGCGAUACAGAAGAAAACUUUUUCUCCAACCUAUCAACACAAGCACAAGAUCAAGUACUAAAUGAAUUUGGUUCUGGAGACGACAGGGCGUUCAGCACUAUCACGAAUGAUGUUGUAUUUUCUUCCAUGAGCAACGACGACAGUUACUAUCCAAAAUCAAUAGAACAUGAUUCUUCGGAUUCCAUAAACACUGGUGCUGAGAAAAGUGACAGCAAUGUAGGGCAGCACACAAUAGGCACGGAGGGCUUUCGAAUAAAUAUAAAUUUGGAAUUAAUUGCUACAGAAACUUGUUUGCGGUGGAUCAAUUCCGACAAGGAAAAUACUCGACAAAAGCUAAAUCUCAUUAAAUGUGGUACCGAAAUUCUGAGCAAACGGUUUAAUUUGCAUCACAGUGAAUGUUCAAAGCUGUCUCUUUUAUCAUCAAUAAAAAACAUCGGUAACAUAAAUCAGGACAGUCAGGAUAGAUCAUCAUCAUCAGAUCAAAUUAGAAUGAACCCCCUUUCUAAUGGAGCCAGUAGUCCAAAAAAAAGUAGAACUUCGAAAACACCAAUCGAUCAAGAUCAAUAUAUUCAAUCUUGCACACAAAAAUUAGAGAAAAACAAACUAAAUGUAGAUAUCAUUUCUACCAUAACAUGUUUGAGGUGGAACACCAUUAACGCAAAUUCUACUCCGCUACAGCAAACUCAAGCAAGAUUGGCCAGAACAGUAUUAAAAAAACGUUUCAGAUUAACCGACAGUAAGGCAUUUAAGUUAACGAUAGCUAACUUUAAACAGCUGGUGGAUAACAAAGCUUCAGCUUCUGAUAGGAAUGACAAAUUAUCCUUAAGCAAAGCAUUGCUACCGCAAAUGAGGAAGCAAAAAUCGAUCACAGAUGGGCUCAGUGUAGAAAUAGGCCAGUCCGCUCGGAAAAGAAAAACAAACUCAAUGAACAACAGAAUAUUGAAGCGGCGUAAAUCAGUUUCUUUUGAAGACUACACUUUUGAUAGUUCUGAUGAAAACGAUGAGGUUCUUAGGGAAGUAGAUAAUGAAAGUAGAUCAGCGCGAAAAUGUAUAUCUGAACUGCAAAAGGAUCCUGAUUGGCGCCCAUCUCAUCGCCUAAAAAUCCUGAUUGGCGCGGCAAAGGAUUCUGAUAGCUCAGAUGAAACUAGAUCAGACGAUUUAAGUUUUGAGCAUGACCAACAUGUGCCAAACUAUCAAGGUAGAACAACGGUAGAGUCAUCACCUUCCAGCUUUGAUAAUGACAAUCUUGAAGAAUCAAAUAGUAAUAAUGGUGAUUCAACGACCUCUCCAAUUCGUUUGUUUGAAGAUGACACAUUACUCAGCCAAAAUAUGCACCUCGGUGCGAAAACAAACCCCAGUAAACCUAUGGUUGCAUCUGCUAUGUCCACCAAACAAAACAAUUUUACCCGCGGUCAGAUAGAUAAUGAGGAAACAAUUAAUCAAACAGAGAAAAGUGCAAUAGCGACAAAAAAAGUCCGUAAACCAAAGUAUGACUGUCCCGAGGCUGACUUUGAUACACCUUCUUCUUCUUCCAUCGAAACUGAUACGAUAUGUCAGGACGUUAAUGCAAAUGCAAACUAUUCAAAUCAAUUUCCUAAACAAGAGGAUACAGAGAGCCAACAACCAGUUUGUUCAACACUAUCUGCUUCACCUGCACUAUCAAAUACGAAUCAGAAUUAUACAAAACUACAACUGGAUUCAUUGUAUUUUGCUUCAUUCGACGAUACCCUUGACGUUGAUGCUACUCAAAAUGCUACUAUCAACAUAGAAUCUCAACAUACUUUAGAUGUGGACAGUAGUACACAUGCCCCGGCAUUAUGUGAAGAUGCUUUAGGUACUACAUCUUGUGAGAGAAAAGAUUCGGGUAAUUUUAACGAUCUCUGUCAAGCACAAAACCAUGAUCCAAACCAGACAAUUAGAAGAACUUUUUGCACUGUUGCUGUUGAUCAUCCAUACGCACACAUUGAUACUUUAUCGAAAAUGGAUACGCAGCAAUCCCAACUGCCUGCUUUGAAAGCUGUGUCUAGCACAGCAAACAAAAAUGAAUGUGUUAAAAAUGGAGCAGCAGAAACUACAACCGGAAACAUCAGUGUCGUAUUGUCGGAAUCAAAAAAUAAGCUAUUGACAACUGCGAAUCUUACAACAACUAAUAACUCCAUCACUUCUGCUCAAGACAACGAAUUAGGAGUUGCGCAAGCGAAGAAAAGAAAUCGUAUAAAGCACACGGAACAAAAGCAAAACCUAGAAACUAGCAAACAUAUUCCGAUAAGUUCACCAACGAUGCCGCCUAAAAUUAACAUCAAACCCCAAAACAAAAAUAUGCCUAGCAUGCCCAACCGUCCAGUUUCAUCUAUAGAUUUCUUACUUCGUAAAAACAUGACCUCUAAUGAAAGAAUGAACAUGCCGAAUAAAAGAAUGCCUCGUUUGAAGUACACGGCGUGUAAAAUCACAGGCGUAAAGGAUCCGACUUCAUCUGCAACCAACGACACGCUAGAUUCUGGUGACAGUUUGUUAGGUUUUGUCAUUCAUGAAAAACUUACUAAAAACAAUCCUACCAUUAAUAGCGCCAUUACCACACAAAACGCUGGCGUAAGCAUGGAAGGAAACGUGAAAAAUAAAACAACAAAAACACAACCGAUAGAUAACGUUUCAUUCGUGGAAAAGGGAAUCGAGGCAUCUGUUAAAACAAAUCUACCCUCCUCUAAAGAAAAUAUGUCUAAAAGUAGCGUACAAGUUGAUUCGCGAUGUACAGUAGCUGCUCCAAAAACUGCAGAACCAUCUAGGUCUAUUGAUUCCUGCCAGUUAUUAACAUUGCAACCUAUAACGUGCGAAUCAAAUAAUGAACCGAACAAUUCGACGACCAAUAGUUUGACUCAAAUGUCAUAUUCUCCAGAGGAAAACUUAAAUCUAAAUAACUUGCAAAGCCCGCCACUAGCUGAAGCAAACGUAAAAGAAAUACCAUGUAGCAACAUGCAACGAACAGUUUCAGAAAACAGACAACGUCACACAUCCGUAUUGAUCACUGAUAAGUCUGAAGAUUUCCAUGGAGGUUCAAACCUUCUCUCUGAAAAAAUUGCUAAUAAUAGCGCACAAGAUGCUAAUCUAGACAAACAAAGAAACGAGUCUGAAAACAUUUCAAAUCCAAAGCAACCCCAGGAAGAAAAUAUUAAGACACAUACAAAUACCAGAGAAAAUUAUACAAAAGAAUGCACAAAAGGCCCGAAAUGCACAUCUGUAUCUGGGAAAGACAUGCAUGUAGAUUCAAAAGUAUGCACAGAAAAUAUAACCUGUAAUAGCACACAAAGUCAAGAUCAAGAGAAAAUUCCGAGUCCUCGAUCUAUGACAAGGAAGGCAAAUUCAGAACAAAAUAUAAUUGGUAAUAAUUCAAAAGUACCAACAGCGCUUGAUAAAAAUUUACUUACAAUUGUAGCCUGUCCUGAAAAUAUUUCAAUACGAAACUCUUCUCUUUCAAAAGAGAACGUAAUUAUUAACAGCGUGCAAACUCUGAAUCAAACAAACUCUAUAGUAGAAGAAAUUUCAAAGAACACUAGUGGGCAGAACAUAUCAGCUCAUGAAGAUUCUACAACUUCCUCUAAAAACUUUACAAUUAAUAGCUUCCACUGCUCAGAAAAAGCACUUCCGUAUAAGAAACGAAGGCUCAGCUUAAUGCUACCUCUCACACCUACUUCCUCGAAUACAUCGAUACAGCAAGUUACAAGAUUUACGACAAAUUUAGUAUCUCCGAACAAUAUUUCAAGCAACAGUUCAAGUCAAUCAGGCCCAAUCCUAACUACGGAAUCUGCAUUGGAAAUCGGUGGUGCAGUAAGAAAUAAUAUUAUAACUUCUUUUAGCAACACACAAACACAUCCUGAUACAAUACAUCCUGAUAAUGCAUUGCCAUUGAGCCACGCCAAAUUCAGCCCAUUCACACGUCGACAAUCUCUUGAUACUAACAGACAAAGUCAGUUUAUCCCAGAAAUACAAAUAAGACAACGGCAAUAUUCACUCUUUCUUCCCCAAGUACUGUCUAAUAUAUCCAACAACAACAACCAUUAUGGAACUACAGCUGCAAGUUCUUCUUCUGAUAAGGCGUUGAAAUCACAUCAAAACCCAACGAUUUGCUUAGAUCUACUUACUGUUAAAAACACACCUGACCAACUACAGCUUGAUAUUAAUGAAUUUGAAAAUACGCAAAGAACUCCACUCACCAAUUUAUCACGGACAACUUAUUCUACUCAAUCUUCAGAUCAAUCUAUCACAGAUCAUUCUACUAGUUCUCGUCGACCACAACGCUCAAACACAUAUUCGGCGAAUGUGGAAAGAAUCAAGGCCAAACGUAGGCGUGACAGAGAACAUAAUCAAAGGAAUAUUGACACAUACGAUUCAAACACACAUCAAACAACAGAACGAUCUAAAAAACGAUCUGAUUAUGACAAUUUCCGUGUACGAGAUGAUCGAAUGAGAGAGACUCCAAACAGUAUUCUUACACGUCGAAAAUCUGUAGCGACUUACACUCCAACUCAAUUUGUGCAGCCAUCAACGAUACGACAGAGAAGAAAUUCUGUCUACAAUUUCAAUGUUCUUUCCAAUAUAUCCAACAACAAAAACCAUUAUAAAACUACAACUGCAAGUUCCUCUUCUGAUAGGGCUCCAAAAUCACAUCAAAACCCAACACUUUGCUUAAAACCGCUUACUGUUCAAAACACACCAGAUCAACAACAGCGCGCAAAAGAUUCGCUAAGAGCAAUAUCAACUCCUCGCACCGAUUCAUCAAUGACAUCUUAUUCUACUCAUUCUUCAGAUGAAUCUAUCACAGAUAGCUCUCAUGGUUCUUGUCAACCACAACGCUCAAACACAUCUUCUGUGAAUCUGGAAAGAAGCAGGGCCAGGCAUAGACAUGACAGAGAGCGUAAUCAAAGAAAUACCGACACAUACGAUCAAAACAGAACGGAACGAUCUAAAAAUCGAUCUGAUUUUGAUAAUUUCCGAGCACGAGAUGAUCGAAUCAAAGAAACUCCAAAUAGUACUCUAACACGUCGAAAAUCUAUAGCCACGUUCAACCCAACACAAUUUGAAUUGCACAAUAUAUCCAUCAACAACUACCAUUACAGAACUAAAGCUACAAGUUCCACCUCUGAUAGUGUGCCGAAAUCACUUCAAAACCCAAUAUUUUGCUUAGAACCGCUUACUGUUCAAAACACUCCAGAUCAACAACAGCGCGCGAAAGAUUCGCAAAGAGCAACAUCAACUCCUCGCACCAAUUCAUCAAGAACAUCCUAUUCUUCUCAUUCUUCGGAUCAAUCUAUCACAGAUAGCUCUCAUGAUUCUUGUCAACCACAACGCUCAAACACAUCUUCUGUGAAUCUAGAAAGAAGCAGGGCCAGGCAUAGACAUGACAGAGAGCGUAAUCAAAGGAAUACCGACACAUACGAUCAAAAUAGAACGGAACGAUCUCAAAAACUAUCUGAUUAUGACAAUUUCCGAGUACGAGAUGAUCGAAUCAAAGAAACUCCUAAUAGUAUACAGACACGUCGAAAAUCUAUAGCCACGUACACCCCAACACAAUUGGCACUGUACAAUAUAUCGAUCAACAACUACCAUUAUAGAACCACAACUACAAGUUCCACUUCUGAUAGGGUGCCGAAAUCACAUUUUCCUAAUUCUCGUCGACGACGACGCUCAAACACAUCUUCUGGGAAUAUGAGAAGAAGCAGGAAAAAAUUUAAACGUGGUGGCAGAAAAGCAAACCGAAAGAGAUAAAAUUCAGUGUGCGAUUGCAAUGCAAUUAUAUUCAUCAAACUACGAGUGUAAUAGGCACACAGCUUUAGAUAAGUUUACAAAUGUGCGUCCAGAGCUCAACCAGCUCCCUAACAAUGACCCUAACAUGGCUCUAGAUGCACAAUAUUUCUCAUGGUAGCUCAAUGUAAGACAAGAUCUUUAAGUGGUACAGAGCUCGCUUUCUUCAACCGUUCUCCUUAUAUUUCAAUUCCAACCUGGCUUUACCUUAUCAUUCAUCAUCGCAAGGUCAUCUUCUCAUUGAAGAUCUCAGGUCAUCAUUGGGACGUGAAACGGAAUAAAUAUUUGCGUACCUGUUUCCAGGGGCAGUCCGGUAGUACAGUCGUCAACUCGAACGACUCAAUAAUAUGCCCAUCAUGGGAUCAAGCCCAGAAUGGACCGUCACCCCGUAGCAAAGGAUUGACCGGCAUGUGUGUAUACAGAUCGGCAUGUCCGCGUAUGACGUUUACGCCAAAUAGAAGAAGAAGAAGAUCUGUUUUCCCCGUUUUUGAUCCAGAAAAAUAAUAUCAUUUAUAUUAUGAACUAUUUUCUUACAUAUUAAAUACUUUUCCUUUGGCACUUGUCUCAUCCGUCGUUGGUAGCUCGUUUACAAUCGUCCAUUAUAAGCUGUUGUUUUAAAUACGUUUUUUUUUUUUCUUGAAAAUCUUUCGUACGCUUGAGGUGCAUUUACCUUACCUUGUAAAUAAAUGAUAAUGUUACGCAACGGCGAUUCAGAUAAUGUUAACAGAAUUUCCUUUUUUUAUAAGUAUAAAUGACAAAUUCAACAAAGGUCUAGUGAGAGAUUGAUAGGGCCCUUUUUAGAAACACUUAGAAUUAAGCAACAAUCUGUAUUAAUAAAUACCAUUAUUUUGUACAAUA